This is a messenger RNA of Somion occarium, 441 nucleotides long. Lineage: Eukaryota; Fungi; Basidiomycota; Agaricomycetes; Polyporales; Cerrenaceae. The record is from the annotation of a GenBank genome assembly.
UCGCGCGUGAACGGCAGCUAAUUAAAUACUCACUUCUCAAGCCUAGUCUUGACUACUAGUUUAGUUCCUAUUCCGUCUGGAUUGACCCUCAUCCGUGCACCCGAACUCUGACAUGUUCACGCCAGUAGACAUCCAGAGGCUCCAAAAUGUUAUACAAUGCUCUUGGAGUGAUGACACCCACGGAGUCUACGGAUCUGGACCUCUCGUCUUCCAUGUUUGGUACGACAAGAGAGGCCUCUUGAAAGAAGAACGCACUCGUGCCAGUGGUGCAUCAAUAGCCAGCGCUGUCUCUUCUCUCGCAGGUGGAUACUCUACCCAAAGUCCGGUCUUCCGCCGCCUCUAUUCCCCUCGUCUUUAUUUCUAUUUCAUUUCAUCCUUUCUCCUGCCAAAGGGAAGCAAGUCAUAUAUAAGCAAGUGAUUCAAUAUACACCUUCACUUUUC